Trachymyrmex cornetzi is the source of this 645-nucleotide messenger RNA. RefSeq lists its product as uncharacterized. Gene Ontology annotation, molecular function: nucleic acid binding. Bases 1 to 645 code for a protein of 214 amino acids. Lineage: Eukaryota; Metazoa; Arthropoda; Insecta; Hymenoptera; Formicidae. The transcript has a single exon. The record is from RefSeq and is a predicted model, not a curated record.
AUGGCUAUCGCGAGGAUAGUCCAACAUGAGUCCUUUAUUCAGGAAGUUCACAGUCUCAAAAAGAGGAGUGCUAUCAAGGGGAAUAGCAAGUUGAUCGCACUGGACCCAUUCAUAGAUAAGCAGGACCUAAUCCGAGUAGGAGGUCGUUUACGGCAUGCUGACUUACCGGAAGAAACAAAGCACCCUAUCAUACUGCCGUCGCAACAUCACAUAACUAAUCUGAUAUUGAAGGAAGAGCAUUUGAGGCUACAUCAUUGCGGAGUCGAGCAACUGUUAGCAUCAAGCAGAAGAAAGUAUUGGAUUCUAGCCGGCAGAAGAGAAGCUCGAAGAGCAGUCCGCUCAUACCUAAAUUGCUUUAGAACGCGUCCUCCCAACUUGUCUGUGAAGAUGGGGGACUUGCCCAAGGAAAGGGUAACUGGAUAUAUCCGUCCGUUUGCUAUUAGUGGAGUGGAUUAUGCAGGGCCUAUAUUCAUAAGGGAGAGCCGUCGCAGAGGACGUCACCCUACUUUCAAGGCUUACAUUGCCUUAUUUAUUUGUCUCAACACAAGAGCUAUUCAUCUCGAGUUAGUCACGGAUCUGACGACGAAGCGUUUUUGGCAGCUCUUCGUCGUUUUACCGGAAGGAGAGGAAUUUGUUCCCGUCUGA